AUGCCGCGCCCGCGGCCGCCGCCGCCGGACGACAUGUUCCCGGACAUCAACGUGAAGACGGGGACGCCGAGCGGCGCCGACGGCGGCGGCUUCUUCCCGCCCGGCGAGGACGACAUCUGGGGGUCGCGGCCCGGCACGGCGGAGUCGGAGGGCAUGACCUUCGAGGAGUGGCAGAAGCGCGCCGGCGUGGGCCCUCCCGGCGGGUCCGCCCCCGGGUCGCGGCCCGGCACCGCGGGCUCGGGCGAGGACGAGUUCAGCCGCACCGACGGCGCGACGGACUACUACAACAACGAGCUCGCCCAGUCCCAGUCCCAGCCGGCGCUCCAGGCCUUCGGGUCCUCGGGCGGCUCCGCCGCGUCAAAGCUCAAGAGCGUCGUCAAGAAGACCAAGGGCUCCAUGCACGAGGUCGUCAAGCAGGCCAAGGGCGUCGCGCGCGCGACCGCGAUGCUCGACGAGAAGAAGCAGGAGGUCUCCAAGAAGCAGCGCGCCCGCGAGAAGGUCAUGAAGCAGCGCCAGGACCACGAGGCCUGGGUCGAGCAGCUCGCGGCCGCGUGCGACGCGACGAACGCCGAGCGCGAGCGGCUCUCCGCGGAGAUCAUCUUCCUCGAGCACAACAUGGAGCGCAAGCGGUUGCUGCGCGUCAUCCUACGCCUCAGCCGCUUCAAGAGCCACAGCGCCUUCCAGACCUGGGUCCACAACACGAUCAAGCCCGAGCGCGACCGCAAGUUCGCGCUCCGGGACCAGAUGAAGAAGGAUCUGGCCGCGCUCCGCGUGCAGAUGAAGGAGGACACGGAGAAGAACGAGCUGCUGCGCGAGAAGAUUUUGGAGCAGCGCCUCAACAAUUCGUCCACGGAGCAGUACAACCUCUUCCUCAAGAUCUUCAGCAAGCUCGCGGGCGACAAGACGCGCGAGUACUUCGCGCACUGGAUGGGCAUGUACCGGUCGUUCAUGAAGCAGUACAAUCUGGUCGCCAAGAUCAUGGGGCGCAUGGUCAACCAGACCAUGCUGAAGGGCUGGGUCAAGUGGUACCACGUCGUCUUCAUCGCGUCGAAGAUGACGCUCGACGAGCAGCUGAAAGCGUUAAAGUUCGAGCUCGGCAAGGCGCGGCAGCGGUGCAACCUCGCGGAGAAGGCCGUCGAGGACGUGGCGAACAAGGCCAUGGCCGACAUGCUCGCCAAGGCGACCAAGGGCCAGCGGGCGCUGCUCAACAAGAUCCUGUCCAAGUUCUGCACGUUGUAUAUUCGCUACGGGAUGAAGAAGUGGACGGACCAGAUCAAGCUCUACAAGACGGCCAAGCAGAAGAUGCAGAUGAUCAUCUCGCGGUUGAUGAAUUCGGAGCUCAACUACGGCCUGCGCAAGUGGACCAUGGUCUGCAUGAAGGACAAGGCGACCGCGGGCGACAUGAUGGUCGCGCGCUACAAGCGCGAGUCCUCUUUGCUCAAAGACCGGUCCGAGCUCGUCGCGGCGCGCAUCAAGGCGCUCUGCAUCAAGGUCGAGCAGAUGCGCGAGUCCGUGCAGCUCCAGGCCAUCGCCGCGGACCGCGUCGCCCACGGCAUCCCCGACCUGGCCGACGAGUUCGCGAACAUCUCGUACGUCGACCGCGCGGCGUCCGAGAACCCGCAGUCGCUCAUCAAGCUCAUGCCGCCCGGCGCCUUGGGCGGCGGCGGGGCCGGCGGGGCCGGCGCGCCGGGACAGCCGUCCGAGGACAUGCUCCAGACCACGGUCUUCUACGGCGCGAACAAGAUGGUGCCCGCGUCGUCCGCGUCGCUCGCGAGCUCCAAGGGCCCGUCGACGGGCUUCUACGGCCGCGGCAACGCCGCGAGGACCGACGCGUGGCGGCCGGGCACGUCACCCCAGGGCGGCGGUCCCGUGUCGUUCGUCGACGCGUGGAUGCAGGACGAGUAG
This is a messenger RNA of Aureococcus anophagefferens, 1905 nucleotides long. RefSeq lists its product as hypothetical. Bases 1 to 1905 code for a protein of 634 amino acids. Lineage: Eukaryota; Pelagophyceae; Pelagomonadales; Pelagomonadaceae. The transcript is spliced from 2 exons. The record is from RefSeq and is a predicted model, not a curated record.